UUAAACCGAGUUAAAAAAUAAAUCUCUUGUUAACCAGUGAACUAUUUUUCGCUCGUGAAGUUAAGUACGCAGCACAUAUCGAUAAACAAAUGUAGGAAUAUUUCGCGUUUGUAGCAGCCGUGUUUUUUUCAUAACCAACGUGACAUUUUUGGCAACUAUUUUUGGAGCCUUUUUUGGGAUCCUUUUUGCUGACAUUUAUUGAACAACAUUUUUCACACAUUCAUAAACAUUUCCACGCACUGUAGUAAGGCUGCUACACUAUGAACAUGUUCGGCGGCCAUAACCCCAGCGGAUUUGGCUACGGACAGCACGGUGGCUUUGGCAGCCCACCGGGGGCCAAUCCCCAAUUCGCAGGCAGUCCCCACGGCGCGGGAGCAGGGGCCGCGGUGGGCCACGCCAACCAGUACGCCGGCCUGAGCCCCGGCAUCAGCAACGUGACCAACCGCAACGACAUGAAGUCGCGGGCCUCGCGCAUCUUCAUCGGCAACCUGAACACGGGCCAGGUGACCACGCAGGAGAUCGUGAGCCGGUUCAGCAAGUACGGCCGCAUCACGGGCGUAUCCAUCCACGAGGGCUACGGCUUUGUGCAGUACAACAAUGAGCUGAAUGCCAGGCAGGCAAUCGAGGGCGAGUACGGAGCCAUACUAUCCCGUCAGCCAAUCGAUGUGAGAAUUGCAAGUGAACCAAACCCAAACCGGCCGAAGGGUUUCAAGAGAGUUCAAGGAAACGUCACAAGUGGUUACUUAGACCCGGCCACCCUGCCGGUCAUUGUGCCCGCCGGCCCACCAGCAGCUAAGAAGCAGAAGACCUUCACCGGCAAAAAGGCGCAGCAGUUCGCUGGGCAGGGCCCCGACCAGUGGAUCUGCGCCUACUGCAAGGACGAGGCAGACGACGAGUGGGAGUUGAUGAAGCACGUGGCCUUCAGCCACAAGACGCAAAUCUACAUCGACAAUCCCGAGGAGUUGAAGACAGUGCAGGAGGGAACCGUGGGGUUUAACGGCGGCUAUUAGAAGAGAGAGAGAGAGAGACAAAAAAAAGAUAAAUGUGUACCAAAAGUAUACAUCUGGUUGAUAUUUUGUUGCAAAAUUGAAUUCGAACACAAAUAUGUGAACAUGAAAUUGCGAUGGCAUGCUGUGAAUUUGAAAACGUAGGACACAUUUUAAGAUGGGGGGGGGGGUCUAAACAAAUACAACCGGUAAGACCAACUCAAAUAAUGAAUGGAAUUUUACCAAAUUACAACUUAGAUUUACAAUAUUAAAACAAAAUAAAGUAAAAAAUUGUUCGCUUAUGUUGUUUGGUAAAAUAAACAGAUCACAUGUAGUAAUAACAAAAUAACCUAUUCAAUGUCCUAAGUUACUUGGAAAAAAAAGGUUUAUUUUCAUUUGUUUCUAAUUCUCUUCAGCCACACUGCAUUCUAUGCCAUUUUAUUUUUUUGUCUUAAGCUUUAUGGUUACUUCAACAUCCAUGCGAUAUUUAAAAUUGCAUUUUUGCGGAUAUUGUCAUUUAUGUUUUUAAUUUUUUGCUCGCAUUGUUCACUAGGCCUGUUGUUCACUUGCCAUUUUGAACCAAUUUGUGGUUUGGUGAAUACUUUUCUCCUUAUAUUUUCUUUUAAAACAUAACAGUAGAGGGAUCGGUGCAAUUGAACUUUGGGGAACUACACCAAUAAUUAUACUUCUUGGGAAAGAAUGCUGCAAUCUGACGCCACUUUUUUCUUCAUAUAUCAUCUCAAUAAAGGUCAGUCAUUGCAGAAAUGUUGAAAAGACAUGAAUCUGGGACUGAGCAACAUUUCCGAUUUUGUUGGGAAAGACAGAAAAUUGUCUUGACUCUCCAUAGACUUUGUACACAACCGCUGAAGUGGCAUCUGGAUAAUACAUUCUUUCCACUUCUUGUAACAAUUAAGUAAUAUUUGUGUACUACAAAUGGUUGACACGCACCUAUACAAAUCUAGCCUGUCAUUGAGCCUUGCAAAAGCGGGUCCGAGUAGAGGCCCGAGGAUCAUCCGAAAGUCAACAAUGGGGUUCCGUUAAUAAACAUUAGCUCUGAAAUAUUGCAUACAUUGAUUUAUCUAAACUUUGUCUCAAGUGUGCAUUUCAGAUACAGCUCACAUUUAUGGUAAUAUUGUUAAGUAUUAAAGACCAACUCUGACUUUAACUGGAAACGUGACAGGGCUUCGUACUGUACCGGUACUUUUGACACCCAUGUUCUCAUUGAAAGAAAUCGGGCAGUCUAGAUUGUAUAAACUUGUACUGGUACAUGUAAUAACAAAAAUAAACGUGAUUAGAUUU
This is a messenger RNA of Patiria miniata (bat star), 2285 nucleotides long. Its product is annotated as heterogeneous nuclear ribonucleoprotein C-like. Gene Ontology annotation, molecular function: RNA binding. Lineage: Eukaryota; Metazoa; Echinodermata; Asteroidea; Valvatida; Asterinidae. The coding region runs from base 261 to 1010 and encodes 249 amino acids. The record is from RefSeq and is a predicted model, not a curated record. The transcript is spliced from 6 exons. Gene Ontology annotation, cellular component: nucleus.